CUAGCCCCUGCCCCAGUGUUGGUAGAGGGGUCUCCCAGCCCAGGAUGCAGGGGUGCUGCAGCCAGGUUCACCCAGGAUGCCCAUCACUCAGGAGAACGCCCAGGACCACCUGGGUCUGCUGGAGGAAUGGCUCCAGACUCAGACCAGAGACCAGCUCCAUGACGACAACCCCGAGGGAGACCAGGACUCGUAUCAGGAGGGGGAGAGUGACGACGCCAGCAGCACCUCCAGCAGAGACAUGUCCCUCUGCCAGCCUGCCGUCACCAAGCUGGUGGAGUACAUCCAGAUGAACUUUGUGGAGGGCGACAGCCCCCUGCCCCUAACCCCCACCCUGCCCCCCCUCCAGGAGAGGCUGGACUCGGUGGUGAGGGCCGUGUGCCUCACCAAGGGGCCGGGCGAUGGGGCGGAGUUUGGCCUUACCUUCGGGAACAUCCCCAUCUUCGGGGAUCCGGAGGGGAAGAGGAGGAGGAUGAGGCGGGGGAGGAGGGGGGACCGGGGCCCCCUGCUGGACGUGGGCUGUAUCUGGGUGACGGAGGUGAGGAAGGGGAGCCCGGCGGCACGCUGCGGGAAGCUGAAGCUCCGGGACGAGCUGCUCUCACUCAACGGUCAGCUGAUGGUGGGCGUGGACGUGACGGGGGCCAGUUACCUGGCAGACCAGUGCUGGAAUGGAGGCGUGGUCUUCCUGAUCAUGCUGCGCAGGAUCAAACGCAAGGCCCCGCCCCCUCCGUGCAACGGGAACGGUGUUUCCGGGGGCAACGGCGUGACAGGCCGAGCGAGCGAGCGCCGUGGAAGCACCUCCUCCGACGCCCCCGGAAGCCCCGCCCUCAACGGCAAGCGGACGCGCAAGUUCGGGGUCACGUCCCGCGCCUCUGUCUCCCGCGACGACGGGAUCCGUGACGACAGGAUCCGUGACGACGGGAUCCAUGACGACGGGGUCCAUGACGACGGGGUCCGGGACCCGGAGCUGGAGAACGGGUUUCCCCCCUCGCCCUCUGGUGACUCCUCGCCAUCGCAGGACGGGCCGGGUGGGCGGGGCUUGGCGGUGGACAUGCCCACGGGGAAGGGGCGGCUGGCAGGGGCGGGGCUGACCCCAGGGGGAGGGGUACCCCAAGGGGGAAGGGUUCCCCAGCACCUGCAGAACGGAGGAACAGCGACCCUUCCUACUCGCUCCCACACCCGCCUGUCAGAGAGCUGCCAAGCUGAAUCGCCCAGCUGUGAGACAGCUAGCCAGCCCAGGGAGAGCAGCCACAUCUGGAAGAUGCACAUGGUGAAGGGUCAUGAGGGGCUGGGCAUCCAGAUCACGGGGGGGCGGGGCUCCAAGCGCUCGCCGCACGGCAUCGUGGUCGCCCACGUGGAGGAUGGUGGCGCCACCCAGAGGGACGGCCGUCUGAGGUCAGGUGAUGAGCUGCUGAUGAUAAACGGUCAGUCUCUGGUCGGCCUGUCCCACCAGGAGGCCGUGGUCAUCCUGAGAGCCACAGAGGGACUGGUGCAGCUGGUGGUGGCCAGCAGGGAGGAGUCCGAGGUGGACUUCCACAGGUACCCGUCCACCAGCCUGCCAGACCUGGUCAGCACCUGCGCCGCUGCCUGCCCAGGUGGGCGAGCCGCCUCCAGGGACAUCGCUAAGGAGCCCUUCCCUAAGGAGGGCCAGGGGAGUGAGGGCCUGGAGGCCACCAGGGAGGACUUGACCUCCAGCAGCCUCUCUCUUCCCAGCCAUGACUCUUUGACGGAGCAGGAGAAGCUGGAGGAUAAAGGCCGGGGGGAAGAGGGAGGCCUGGGAGAGGGUAAAGGCCAGGGGGAGGGGGCUAAAGGCUGCUGCAGAAGUCCAACACCCAUGAAAUUUCGCAGCCGGUCACAAGGCGGAAGCAGUCGGCUGGAGUCCGUGGGCGAGGACGAUGAGCUGAUGGUGGAGAACGGCGAGGCGGGCGGAGAGAUGGCCGACAAGCCGACGCGCAGCGGCCGCAAACACUCCCUCCCCCAGCAGCUGGACACGGCCGGAGUCCGCCAGGAGUAUCAGAUUGUGAAGAAGUCGGCUCGUUCGCUCAGCACAGUUCAAGUGGAAUCACCAUGGCGACUGGCCCAACCUUCCAUUAUCUCUAACAUCGUCCUGAUGAAAGGACAAGGCAAGGGCCUAGGCUUCAGCAUCGUGGGAGGGCAGGACUCGGCUCGAGGGCGGAUGGGGAUCUUUGUCAAGACCAUCUUUCCAAACGGAGCUGCGGUGGCCGACGGCCGACUGAAAGAAGGAGAUGAGAUCCUGGAGGUGAAUGGAGAUUCUCUGCUGGGCCUUACCCACCAGCAGGCCAUCCAGACCUUCAAGCAGCUGAAGAAAGGCGUGGUCACCCUGACGGUGAGAACUCGUCUCCGCAGCCCCAGCCUGACCCCCUGCCCCACCCCCAUCCUGCUGAGCCGCGCCGGCUCCCCCAACUCCAGUGGGGGCACGCCCGUCCCCCCCGCCCCCGAAGAGGCCGACCGCAGGGCCCCCACCGGACCCCCCGGCCCGGGCCCCAAGGACCGCAUCAUCAUGGAGGUCACGCUCAACAAAGAGCUGGGCGUGGGGCUGGGUAUCGGUGCGUGCUGUCUCACCCUGGAGAACUCUGCUCCUGGCAUCUACAUCCACAGCUUGAUGUCGGAGCAGGAGAUGGAUGACGUGAUCGCCCGCUCCCUACACAGGGACAGUGUCUGCAAGGACGGCCAUGCCUCUCACACUCUGGGUCUCCCCUCCAAGAGCCCCUCCCCCUCGGUGAAGGCCAGGCAUGGAGAGGGUUCUCCUGGCCUCAGCUGGACCAUGAAAAGGUUCCUGGACCCGGCCAGCAGGCAGGGGUCUCUGAGUUCGGAGGCGGAGCUGUCCCAGUACUUCUCACAGGAAGCCCCCAGCACUUCCUGUCAGGCGGAAACCAUGGCGAUGGGCUCCAGCGAGGAGGAGGGGCUUCACCAGCGGGCCUGCUGCAGAAGCGUCUCAUUGGAAGAGCCCUCCACCCAGCAACACGCGUUCAAAGAUGUGUCCAGCGUGGUAGCAGCCGGGGGCCCUCCGCCCCCCCCAGGGGAGGCCCGCCCCCCCCAGCCCCCCCGCCAGCUCAGCAGCUCCUCCCUCCGCAGCCCCCUCCUCCGACAGCGACGCGUCAUCUGCUACGACGACGAGCCCAGCGACGACGACGAGGACAACGCCGGCGCCACGGCAACCGCGUUCCGCAGGGCCGCCGUACCGGGUGACGCCCGGCGCUCCCGUUUCCCGGAGAACGACUCCGGGAUCGUCAUCGCCACGUCGUCUCUGGAGGUGGACCAGGACAGCCAGGACGACAGGCGUGGGGGGGCGAGGGACAGCUCCCUGGAGUCUGACGAGGGCUUUCCCCCGGGCGCUGACUCCCCCUUCAUGCCGAUUCGCCACUUCGACCAGGAGGCGUGCGGCGGGGGCGUGUCCGGCAGUUUGGGCGUGAAGGAGCCACAGCGCCCCCGAGAGGCGGGGGGCCAGCUGGAGUCAAAGCGCUCGCCCAAACUGGAGCACAAGGCCGUGACUCGGGUCAAGAGCAUGAUGAGCAUUGAGGCGCCCAACUCACCUCAGCAGAGAGGGAAACCUGAGGAGCUGCCCCAGGUCUCUCCACACCCCCAGGGCCCCCAGCCCAGGGGCUCCCUCCCCAGGGCCCAGCAGGGCAGGAAGGGGGAGGCCGGGGCGGAGGCUGGGGCCUGGGGCACCGACACGGUGGUGCUGAGGAGGAGCGAGGAUGAGUCGUUCGGUCUGGAUCUGGAGAUCAAGGCUUCUCCUGUCCAGGUGCUGGUGACGGGACUGAGGCCAGGAGGGGCUGCCCAGAGGGAGUCCCAGGGGAAGAUGGGCGUGGGAGACGAGAUUGUGGCGAUCGGGGAGCGUGUCCUGUGCUCCUCCAGUCAUCAAGAGAUCUGUGAGCUCAUGAACAACCUUCCUGUCACACUCGUCCUGGAAGUCAGGAGACCAGUUUCAGCUGUAGAUCGAUUAUCCAGUCUGAUGAUGUCGUCAGGUGGGUGUGAUGGGACCUCCAGAGCUCCAGAGGAGCCUGGCAGUCUGGACAGCCACGCGGCUGAAGACCUGGGAAGCAGCGACUCACCUGAGACUAAACUCACAUCUGCAGCCCAAACUAACCACAGCAGCGAGAUCCCUGUCACCAACAUAGACAAUGUCAUUAGCGAGCUGAUCUCCUUCCCUGAUAAAAACACGUCUGCCAAACUCCCAACCGACACUACGGCCUCAGACAGCAUCAGCCUGCCAGGACACGACCAAAUCACCACUCAGGCUCCGACACGGCCCAAUCUGCUGAAUUUCUCAAUUUUAGACACAGAAAACAAACCUCCCCUCCUGCCAGUGGGCAAAACAUUCUUAAACAAUUACUCCAGAAACUUCCAUCCCCUCACAGGAGAGGGGGCGGGCUUCUCUAAUGGCGUGGGCCCCGAGGGGCCAGGCGUCGGGUCCAAGCACAUGUACGACAUGGCCGAGGACAGCGAUUCUGAAAGCGACUCCACCACCACCGACAACACGGCAAGGCCGGGCCUCCAGCCCCAGGAAACGGACUCUGACGAGGAGGAAGUGGAGCUCUGUUACAGUGAAGUUCAGCAUCCCAGCGCCCCAGGAGGGGGGACAGACGGGGCAUUGUCUCCCCAGCCUCCCCUCACCUCCGGCAGCCUCGACACGAAGGAUCCCGGCCUUUUUGAUGUGGUACGAGACUCUGCCUCUGUCUCCAUCCAGAACAAAGGCUUGUCUGUCGUGACAAGCCAAGCCCCUCUCCCUUCUGCUGCUCCGCGGGACACUCAGCCCUCAGGUGCCUCUCUGCCCGCUGAGCUGGAAGCUCCCUCCUUCCCUGAGGGGAGGGAGAAGUCUUCUAAGGAUGAAAACAGCGUGCCGGCUGCUGGGCCUACACAGUACAGGGUUAAUGGUGCCAAGGCCUCCUGCGACAGCGUUGUGGCACCCGCUGCAUCCGCUCAGGUAUGGCUGAGUGUCUGUAGCCCCUCCCCCACGCUGGGCCCCUCCCCCACGCUGGGCCCCUCCCCCAGGCCGGGCCCCUCCCCCACGCCGGGCCCCUCCCCCACGCCGGGCCCCUCCCCCACGCCGGGAGCCCUCAGCGUCACGUCUCCGAGGCAGGACAGGAGAGGGAGGCUGAACUGUAACGCUUCACUGAACUCUGCUCCAGGGAAAUCACACAACGCACCGUCAUCCCUCCUCUCGGCUGAGCCGAAGUCUUCCAACUGCAGCGAGGGGAGGGCAGGCGUCAGAUCGCCCGCCCCGCUAACGCAGAGAGACAAGGAGAGAGAGAAAGUCGUAGCUUCUCAUGAAACUAGAACAGUUCAGAACCCCCCUGCGAGUCCUUCUCUCAGGACAGCAGCUAACCCUCUCAGUGGCAGCUCAGCGCCCCCCUCUGGCUCCAGGCUCAAACUACAGGACAAAACACAAAGAUCGAGCACCACGCCCAAACUGAAGGGCCUCACUAUCAAGAGUAAAUGCAACCAUCAGGAGCAGCUUUCUCCAAAACCAGUGAGAGCUGAAAGUCCGAUUCUUAGAAGGCCCACCGCUUCCCCAGUCCAGUCCCCCAAACUACAACCCAAGAAGGUUGCUUUGACCAGUGGGGUUAAGACAGGUAAACAGCUCGAUAAGAGCAACAGCCCUGCAUCACCAAAACGCUGCCCUGAUAAGACCAAGACCAACGCCACAUCCUUGAACACGACUCAGUCAACCACAAAGACAAAACAGGAUCCUGGUCCCAGUACAGAGCAUCAGGAGAGCCAGGUGGUCUACCUGCAGAAGGUGGAGACAUCAACCACCCAGAGGACUUUCAUCGAGGUACGACUCUCAUCUUCGUUGACUCCUGUUUUGCCGCGGAAGGAAACUGUGAAUUCAAAGGACUCAGCAGCUCUGGGUUUUACACAACACCACGCCAGCUCUAAUCCCAGUUCAUCCCCUAAUGCUGCCAGUUCACCUCAACCAGAAAACACAAACAGCACCACAAGCUAUGCAGAGGUGAAAUCCGUAGAACCAGUCCCUGAGACCAAUCUUCCCACAAACAACGGACCGUUGAAUAAUCCACAAAAAAACUCAAGCAUAACAGAGACCGCUACGAGCGUCAAAUCGAGCCGAUCCAAACUCUGUUCCAAGACGAUGGAGCGUCGUAGUUUCUCCUCAGAGACCGGCGCCCCUGCGGAUCACAACCCCUUUUCCGUCCGGCAACGGAUCAAAUCCUUUGAGAACCUGGCCAGCUUUGAUAAGCCAGUGGUCAGGUGCUUUGAGGUCCAGUCGUACGGCCCGCCGUCCAAGCCCCCGCUCAGCCGAAGGCUGUCUGGGUACAUCCCUGGCUCGGUCAGCUCUGUCGACUCUCGCUCUCUACGCCGGAGCCUCAGCUCCUGCAUGGACAACUUCAACCCCGCUGCUCCCGCGUCGCCUCCGCCCGCGUCGCCUCCGCCCAGCAAGCCUCCGUCGAGCCUGGUGCUCAUAAACCUCGAGCUGCCAGCCCAGAGCUUUCGCCAAGCCCCCCCGCCCGGUGACGACGCUCUCGAGAUGCUGAAAGCGUUUCCUGAGGCGUCCCCGCCUCCACCCCAGACGCCUCCGGUGUUGAGAAGCAGGCAGGCCAGGGGCCACGCGGGGGGCCACGCGGGGGGCCAAAUCGGCCUGUCCCGCUCCAGGCUGAGAGAACUGAGGGCUCUCAGCAUGCCUGAGCUGGAUAAGCUUUGUACGGAGGACUUUGCCAGCGAACCAGGGACAGUCACGUUUAAAACCCAUCUGGAGAUUCACCCCAGCAGGAGCUCCGAGCUGUCCCCCACAGAGAGUACCCUGCAGUCUGCAGCUCACCUGGGAAGCUCGACCCGGGGAGAGGCAGAGGCAGAUGGACGCUCCCUCCAGGGGAAAACCAACGGACCACAAACAGACCAACAAAGCUGGUCCAUCAGUUUGAAGGAGCUGGCUGGCUCCCCUGUGAACCAGAGCAGGCUGCAAGCUGUCCUGGCCUCUCUGACCACCAAAUCAGAUGUGCUGGUCUUGCUCCAGGAAGCCAAGGCUCUCUCUGAGGUGAAAGAUGAUACUCACUUUGUGGUGUUCACCAAAGAGGAGGGCUCCGGGCUGGGCUUCAGCAUCGCCGGAGGGUUAGACCUGGAGCAGAAGGAGGUCACGGUCCAUCGUGUGUUCGUGACGGGGGUGGCUGGAACGGAAGGUACCAUUCAGCGGGGGGAUUAUGUCCUCUCUAUAAACGGCUCCAGUCUGGAGGGGACGACCCACGGAGAGGCCCUGUCCUGCCUGCACCAGGCCCGGCUCAAGACGCAGGCCCUGGUGGUGACUCGCAGAAGCAAGGACUGGGAAGCUCACCUUUCUCCUAGACGACACCUGUCCAGCCACCCAGGACACACCUGCCCCAAAGACAACGCCCUGGACACCACAGGAGGGGUGGAGCUGGGCCCAGACGGAGCCAUGAGGGUGGAGCUGGGCCCAGACGGAGCCAUGAGGGUGGAGCUGCAGAAGACCUCGGCUGGGCUGGGCUUCAGCCUGGAAGGGGGAAAGGCCUCCGCCCUGGGGGACCGGCCGCUCCACGUCAAACGCAUCUUCAACGGCGGCGCUGCAGAGCUGUCAAGGGUGAUCGACGUGGGGGAUGAAGUCCUGGCCAUCAACGGCCGUUCUCUACAGGGGCUCAUGCACUACGACGCCUGGAACGUCAUCAAGGCCGCCAGCGAAGGCCCCGUCCAGCUCGUCAUCCGCAAACCCAGCACCUCGGUGUGACUCAGCUCCCAGUGGACUGGCGACACGUGCUCCACAACGGUACAGGCUCAAACAAGCGUGCCAAGGCCAAGUUGAGAGUGUUGACGAGACUGAUCUAAAAGCUUUGUUUGUUCACUUUUAUACUUUUUUAUGGACUAUUGGACGGCCUAGCGUGGGGUUUAUGUGUCGACAGGUGCUGUGUGAAAUGCAAUGCAGAACGUUUGUGGUCUGUGUUGGUUGAGUUUUGUUACUGCUGUGUGUAUCCAUUUAUCUAGAGCUCAGAAAAAAACGACAAUCAGGCUUUUGCAUCUUUCACCGUGAACUUGACAAGACUGUUGGUGUGAUUGCAUAAGAACUUGAAACUGAAUCUCAACCCCAGUUUGUAGAGACGUGUGAUAACAAAGACUUCAGAAAGAAGACUUCACACAUAUAAGGAGCUAAAACUCGGAAAUCCGUACUCUUGAAAUGUGAUCUUUGUUUACCCUCACUUGCCUUUUAAAGCUUUCAUUCCCUUUCUCUGACCAUCCAUAUCUGUCAUGGGUCAAUACUACCAGCUAUUCACCUGGGUGGGGACGUUCACCUGUCAGAAGGCCUUUCAUUUCUCCUUAAAAAUGCUGUAUUUUUUUAAACUUUAGGAACACUACAGUACUUUUGUAGUUGCACUUGAACUUGUUUGUUUUCCUACAACUUGUAUUCUGAUUCUCCCUGUUGUUCACAAUCCAAGUGGACUGACCAACAAUUCAUCAUUUUAAAUUCAGUCACGCUACUUCAUAAAUCAUAUGUGUUUACUGUCAAAGCUUGAAUUUCUAAGUUACUCAUUAGUUCAGACCUAACAGGAUGUUAUGGAUGUGUGUGAGCCUGGUAACAGGCAUCGAUGCGUGGCUUUUAAUAGCACAUGACUAAGUCAGUUUCAGUUUCUUUCAUUCUUGUGCGUCACAAGACCUCACGAACCGUCAUUGCUCUUUGUGUAACUCGUAACUGAGGAAGUUAGAACACACCUGUGUCCCGCUAUAUCAGUUUCAUUUCCCCCCCAAAAUGUUGGGCAUUUUCCUGGAAAACAUUUUUUGCUGUUUUUCUGUUAAAAAUACAGAGACACAUUCUUAUUAGGAAAUGUCACCAGGUCUAUAUAGUAGCAUCUUUUUGAAAUAACCCCCAAUAUAAUUUUAUUUAUUAUACUUUUAUGUUUUGUAACAGGGGAAGGAAUCAUACUUAUCAACAUAACUUGUUGAUUGAAGCACAAGCAUGGACUUGUACAGCUGUUAAAACCACAAUUGCUACAUACCCAGCUCUUACAGAAAGCUUGAAGCACAAUUAUUUUUCAGAUGCGAACUGUAAAUACUCGUGUCUUGGUUUUAUGAACAUUUUGUUGUAUUAUUGUACCAUAGCUUUUGGCUAAGAUGUGUAUUUUAAAUAGCAUGGCAGGAUUUACGGUGUCUCAUUUUGUCAUUUUCAUUGACUCUCAUUUUGAAAGGUUAUGGGUGGCUGGUUAUGUCAUGUAUUCAAGCUGUAUCACAAAUUAUAUUCAUCUGAAAACCGGACAUGGUCUCCAAUAUUGAUCUACUAUCAAAGAUGAUGUGGCACAGUAAAAUAAAAAAGAAUAUCUAAAUGUUAAAAGUUUAAAGGAAAUUAAAGGCUGUUUUGGGGCUUCUGGUUAUCAAAAAGCCUAUGAAUUAUGGCAAUGUCUCUUUUCCCUGCUUGUAUAUAAAUAAUCUGGGGUAUAUUUUCUCAUUUUGUGUUAUCACGCUAAAACAUAAGAUGUUGCGUUAUACCCUCUUUCCUCAAUCAAACAUUUAAGACUGUUAAAUAGUGUAUAUUUAUAUUGUAGUGUAUAUUUUGUCUUACAGGGUUUGCAAUACCUGUAUUUCUAGAAUCAGAUAAUUUAGGUGUUAAAAAGAGAUGGAUUAUUUUGGAGAAAAUUCACCAAUGGCAUUUCUGUUGACAUUUGUUUUGAAAGAUUUUUUUUAUCUGUCAAUGUGCAAAACUUUCGGUAUUAUUAAGCAUGUAAAUUGUCUGCUUUACAGGGUGACAUGAUUCAUUUAUAAUAAAUUGAUUUAAUUGUC
Molecule: messenger RNA, 9756 nt
Organism: Hypomesus transpacificus
Lineage: Eukaryota; Metazoa; Chordata; Actinopteri; Osmeriformes; Osmeridae
Gene: pdzd2
Product: PDZ domain containing 2
Exons: 24
Coding region: 77-7717 (2546 amino acids)
Molecular function (GO): protein binding
Source: RefSeq, a predicted model, not a curated record